UGCAAAGUACCCACAUGGCAAAUUUCCAGUUUGUUGCAUGUCGGGAAGUACGCUAAACAUUUUGAACAGACACACAUAUUCACAACUUUGCCUUUUAUACAUAUAUGGAGAUGGGAUAGUGGCCAAGAUGGAGUGAUUAUUGUGUGAAGCGUGUGACCCGCUGAUGUGCACGGGGCUUCGCCCGGUACCGUAGCAUCCCACAAGCCACCGAGUCUGGGGUUGCUGGCCUCCUGAACAUGAGUCCUGAGAAUGAUUGAGGCUCUCCUACCUACAGUGAGUAAUUGGCGUUUAUAAAUGUCACAUUAUUGCAAGGGUCGAGCUAAGAUCAAUGCAUUUUCAACUUCGGUACCUACAGGAAAUAAAGUAAGCCUAUUAUUUUUAUUUACAUUUUAUUAAAUGGGGCUUCACUGUUGUGCUGCAUAGCUUCUCUUGAUGUGUUUACUGGUUGUACUUCGUGUUUUUCGAGAUGUCCAAAACUUUGCGUGACGUGCCCAGAGCUUCAGCAACUGCACAGUCUUAAUUACAUAAUGUGAACUGCCCCAUUCAGUUCCUGAAGGAGCUUCCAGCACGUGGAGCAAAACGUCGGACGUCAUGCCGAACAACACACGCGUUACAACCCCAAAACCACAUCGGAGAGCUAUUUACGUCUUGUUCAAGAGCGGUUUGUGGACAUAUGUGCCUGUUCUCAAACUGCACUGAUAACGGCGUGGAUGCUGUCCCUCAGGCUGCCGAUGGCAUGGUACGUGGGGGUGGACGUUGGCACUGCGAGCGUGCGGGCCGGCCUGGUCGAUCGCGACGGCAUGGUGCACGCAUGGGCCUCAGAGGAGAUACGCGUCCAUCAGCCGCAGGCUGGCCGCUAUGAGCAAGACUCGCAGGACGUGUGGCGGGCGUGUUGUCACGUCGUCAGGCAAGUGACCUCAAAUGUGGACGUGCAUCAGAUACGUGGGAUAGGUUUUGAUGCCACAUGCUCGCUGGUGGUUCUGGAUGAAGACUUUGGCCCGCUUCCAGUAAAUGAAGAAGGGGAAAGGUGCCGUAAUAUUGUGAUGUGGUGCGACCACCGUGCCAUCGGUGAGGCGGACCAGAUAAAUUGCACGCGACAUGCGGCCUUGGCAUCACUCGGCGGGGUCAUGUCUCCUGAGAUGCAGCCCCCAAAGCUGCUGUGGCUUAAACGGAAUCUCCCAGACUCGUGGAAGAAGGCACGGCAUUUUUUUGAUCUUCCGGAUUUCUUGACGUGGAAGGCAACAGGAUCUCUGACCAGAUCUCUCUGCUGUGUGGUGUGCAAAUGGACUUACAACGUGGACAGUGGAUGGGAUCAAUCUUUCUGGGAUGAGAUUGGAUUAUCUGACAUUUGCCAAGAAGGAUAUUCAAGAAUAGGUGUUGACUUCCUGGGACCUGGCCAGCCCCUGUCAGGGGGCCUGACCAUGCAUGCAGCCGAUGAGCUGGGCCUUCACCCUGGCACUGCUGUGGGAGCUGCUCUCAUAGAUGCACAUGCCGGCACUAUCGGUGUGAUUGGAGGAGACGUCACUGGCUUGGGCCUGGCCUGUGAAAGCCAGCCAAUCACAGCACGGUUAUCAAUGAUUGGUGGCACAUCAACCUGUCACAUGGCUCUGAGCGACAAGGCGCUGUUUGUCGGUGGUGUGUGGGGUCCGUACUACUCCGUGGUGCUUCCUGGACUUUGGCUCAACGAGGGAGGACAGAGUGCCACAGGAAGCCUGAUUGAACAUAUAGUGACUGGUCACCCUGCAUACAAUGAGCUGAAGAAAAUUGCUGAUGCCAGCGGUCAGUCAACCUAUGAAUGGCUGAAUCGACGAGUGGUUUCUAUGGCAACUGAGGGAGCUGCACCUGCUACUUUGACAUCUGACCUCCACGUGUGCCCGGAUUUCCAUGGCAACCGAUCCCCGCUAGCCGACUCUUCCCGCAAGGGAAUGGUGAUUGGUUUGGACUUGAGCCACACAUGUGAUAGCCUGGUGCAACUCUACUUGGCCACCCUGCAAGCCCUUGCUCUUGGGACACGCCACAUUCUUAAUGCGAUGACACAAUCGGGCCACAAUGUGAGCGCAAUAUUCAUGUGUGGAGGGCUGAGCAAAAAUUCAUUGUACGUGCAGGCACAUGCAGAUGCCACAGGUCUCCCUGUUGUGCUUCCAGCAGAGGCCGAGGCUGUGGUGGUUGGGGCAGCCAUCUUGGGAGCUUGCGCCUCUAAGGAUUUUACAUCCAUGCAGGAGGCAAUGCAGCACAUGGUAAGGGUUGGCAAGGUGAUUCAUCCAGACCCUGCUGUAAGAAGCUUCUAUGAGAGGAAGUACAAGGUGUAUAUGCUCAUGGGCCGUAAUCAACUGGAGUAUCGCUCGCUUAUGAGUUCUACGGACCACCGUGCCAACUCGUAAUCAAGGGCAGAUGAACGACUAUAAUAAAUGAUUAGUAAACGCAGUUGUGCCAAAGAACAAAAUGUAUUCAUUUAUCGAUGCAUUGAUUGAACGUGUAUUCACAAAUCUCCUUUGUAACUAUGACAAGUAAAUAUGCAGCCCAGCAAUGUUUUGGUCACGUAACCAUCACGGCAUGGCGAAGGGCCUCCGCUGGAGAGAGCUUGGAAUUGCGUCCAAUAUUUACUCUGUUCAGUUUUAAAUCAAAUGGAUUAUUGAAACACGCUUUAUAGUUUGAACUCAUGAAAUGAAGUCUCCAGGUGAUAUCUAAAGUGGUAUUUACACGAUCAGUAAUUUGUGUACACUAUCACUGCUUAUAUGAACACUAAGUAAAUUCAAUUAGGUUUAUGAAUUGUACAACUUUUAAAUGGCAAGAUUGUCAAAAUGAAUAUGCAAAAUACUGAUUUUUCAUUCUACUGUAAUAACACUUUUAUAAAGUGAUUUUAAUAAACGUGAUUGCAAUGUA
Messenger RNA from Petromyzon marinus (sea lamprey), 2883 nucleotides. It is a transcript of the gene FGGY, whose product is annotated as FGGY carbohydrate kinase domain containing. Lineage: Eukaryota; Metazoa; Chordata; Hyperoartia; Petromyzontiformes; Petromyzontidae. Gene Ontology annotation, cellular component: cytoplasm. Gene Ontology annotation, biological process: carbohydrate phosphorylation; pentose metabolic process. Gene Ontology annotation, molecular function: D-ribulokinase activity. The record is from RefSeq and is a predicted model, not a curated record.